This is a messenger RNA of Penicillium lagena, 1221 nucleotides long. RefSeq lists its product as uncharacterized. The coding region runs from base 1 to 1221 and encodes 406 amino acids. The record is from RefSeq and is a predicted model, not a curated record. Lineage: Eukaryota; Fungi; Ascomycota; Eurotiomycetes; Eurotiales; Aspergillaceae. The transcript is spliced from 2 exons.
AUGACUCCAGCCCUAGUCACCGGCUGGUCACUGGUUGUUCUGGCGGCUAAUUUCCCCUCGAUUCGCGGGGACUCAGAUGUGAAGACGGAUCGAGGAGGGCUCAUCGACCACGCCCCGACUCUCGACAAACCGCUACUCGCCAUCCAGCUGGGCAGCAUCGCCGCCGCCUACGCGAUCUUCGUUGCCAUCCUCCUCGCUCUUCUACUCUUUGUCGGACGGCGGUUGCGUCAGACUGUCCAGUCGUCCAACUAUUCACUGCAGAUGGAGAUGCUGAGGCCCGCCAAACAAACUCUCAGCAUGGAUCCCAGCCCCAUCUCUCCCAUGUCGCAGAACAUUCCCAGCCCAAGCAAGUCCGGCUUCACCAUGUCGUGGGGGAGCCUGGCGAAGGGUGCCAAGGCCUCUCACCCAUCCGCCAACAACAGUGUCGUGACUGUCGAUGAAUCGGUGGUGGCAUCCGAUCGACAGCGAGCACAGGACGAGAUGGAGAAGCUGUACGCCGCGGUCAUGGAAUACGACGAACAAAAGGCAACCGGUGUCGACGUCUCUCUGAAGGAACCAGACUCGUCGCCGGACAGCAACUACUCCAACCCGUUCACGGACCGUGCCGCGUAUGUGCCUGACACCCACUCAAUGCCGCCGCUGAAGUCGCCCAGGACCUCUCGGCUGUCUAAGCUCUUCGCCUCGAACUCGAGCCCCCGACCGGGCGGGGAGCCGAACAAGUUGCGCUCCCCGCGCCUAUCCAAUAUUCGCAAAGCCCAAAUAUCAUCUCCGCUCGCUUCGCCAGAGAUGGUGACUUCGCCCAAACUCUCCUACAUGCAGGACCAGCCGCCGCUGUCACCGCGGAUCUACAACCCCGGGUCCGCGAUGGUUCAAUUUCAGAACCCAUAUUCGAAUCGUGCACGACCACCCGCGCCACUAAGCCUGGCCACUGCCGCAAAACCAUCUUCAUCCACCUCCCUGCCCUUCCGCGAAGCCUAUCCACCGCAGAGUGCACCAGCCACCAAGACGACCAUCUUAGACCGGCCAACCAAGCACCGCAAUGGUCCCAUGACAGGAAUGCCAACGCCGUAUAGUCCAUACAUGCCGUUUACUCCCGUGACUCCAUUUACGCCGGGUCGGACUGUUAACAAGAAGCAGCGAAAACGGGAGGAGAAGGAGAAUGGUCUGCGCGUGUUGAUUGAAGAUGAUCUGGUCAAGGAUGAUAAUGAUAUGUGGGGAUGA